This is a messenger RNA of Trichoplusia ni (cabbage looper), 1535 nucleotides long. Its product is annotated as tetratricopeptide repeat protein 5-like. Lineage: Eukaryota; Metazoa; Arthropoda; Insecta; Lepidoptera; Noctuidae. Gene Ontology annotation, molecular function: protein binding. The record is from RefSeq and is a predicted model, not a curated record.
AUGUUACGGAUUACUGGAGACAUUAUCUUUGGUCAUCUUAAGGGCGGAAUAUAUUAUGUAUUUUUUUUACAGGCCGAGCUCAAAGAGAUGUACUCUUUUAGAGACUUAUUUUUCGAAAACCAUCCCAUUGAGAUGGCUACGGAGAAAAAUAAAUAUGUAGAAGAGAAGAAACAAGCAUUGGUUGAGAAGUUUGAGGCCAUUGAUGUGGAAACUCAGAUUCCGUUCGCUCAACGUGCCAAGUUCCUUUACAUGAAGGGCCGUUGCUACAACAUAUGCCCUACAUACGAUUCUAGAGCCUCUCAGUACCUGAGCAAGGCUGUAAAGCUCAACCCCCACCUGGUUGACGCUUGGAAUGAACUCGGAGAAUGUCAUUGGAAGAAUAUGAAUGUAAAAGAGGCAAAAUCCAGUUUUGAAGGUGCUUUAAAACAUGAACGCAACCGUCUCUCUCUCCGUUGCCUCUCAAUAAUCCUGCGUCAAGAAAGCAGUGAUAAGAAGCGAUCCGAAGCUACUUCCAGCCAUUUUGAAGAGUGUUGAGCUGCCAAAGAGGCUGUAGCCCAGGAUAUCAAGGAUGGAGUGUCCUGGUCGGUCUUGGGAAAUGCAUACCUAUGCCAAUUUUUCAUGGUAGCUCAAGAUCCAUCUACUUUGAAAUUGUGCAUGAGUGCUUAUAAGCAAGCAUCCCUAGAUCCUGUUGCAAAGGGACAGCCAGACCUGUAUUAUAACAAGGGCAUUGCCCUAAAAUACUCGGAAUACUACGACGAAGCAAUCCAGAACUUUGAGUUCGCAAGCCGGCUGGACCCUCCAUGGCAGCCGCCACGUCAAGAGCGCUCGCGCCUGGUGACGUUCACGCUGGCCGCGCACACGCUGGUGCGGACGCGAGGCAAGCUGAAGGCGAAGCGAUUGACGCAUAUGGUGCAGUCAAUUGACAAGAGAAUGUUGGGUAUCUACGCUGAAGGCACCAUUCAUACAUUCGGGAAACGUGAAGUUACUCUCAAAAAGACUCGGUUAGAUCACUUGCAAGAAGGAAACAAACGAGGAACCGUCGUCGUGGGCAGAGUCAUCGGAUCCAUACAUAACGACAAUGCCGUACCUUUUACUUUCGCUCUGGUGGAUGACAGCAUGGAAUGCGUGCUAGUCACUGUGUACAACUGGGCUGACGGUCGCGGCGCCAUCAUCGGCGACUGCAUUGCUAUACCGGAGCCCCAACUGCGAUCUCACAAGCAUGAGUCUGAGGAAUUGACUUACGACUUCAAAUCAAUCCGCGUGAACAACCCUCUACUCCUGCAACUGAACGGUCGCCGCGUGAACCGCAACCAGUUCGCCUGCACCCGCGUAACCUCCACCUACGAGAUACACUGAAGUUAUGCAAGGUGCUGGUUCGAAUUGCCGCUACUGAGACGGGUAUAGUUAUUAUUAUUAUUUACUUACUUGAUACUUUGCACUGAACAGUUUCGAUAGAGGUGCCAAUUUGUUUGUUUUUAACGAUUAAAGAUUAUUGUUCAAAAAUAAUUCUAAUUAAUAGAUUUGAAAAUAAAAAA